This is a messenger RNA of Stylophora pistillata, 8879 nucleotides long. RefSeq names its product 1-phosphatidylinositol 3-phosphate 5-kinase. Lineage: Eukaryota; Metazoa; Cnidaria; Anthozoa; Scleractinia; Pocilloporidae. Gene Ontology annotation, molecular function: 1-phosphatidylinositol-3-phosphate 5-kinase activity; metal ion binding; ATP binding. Gene Ontology annotation, cellular component: cytoplasmic vesicle; vesicle membrane. Gene Ontology annotation, biological process: phagosome-lysosome fusion; regulation of reactive oxygen species biosynthetic process; intracellular signal transduction. The record is from RefSeq and is a predicted model, not a curated record.
AGAUCGGUGAUCAGGUUGUGGGACUGAAAGGGAAUUCACUGGAAAAUUUCUCAGCUUUCAAGUAGUAUUUCAUUUGUAUUGUUUGAAAAUGUUGCGGAAAGUAACAGAGACAAAAAUGAGUUCUAAGAUACUGUGGCGUUGAAAUCAAUAUGGGGGAUUCGAAUGAUGAUCUCACCCUCACUUCGUUUCGUCCAAUCAGUCCAGAACAUUCCAAAACGGGUUUCUCUUUAGCUCGAUUUUUUCAGAGAAAACGCCAUGAAGAAAGAGUGGAAGUCAGGGUUGAUGCAACUAACAGCCAACGUCCAUCCAGCCCUUCAACAAGCCCACUAAGCUCUCCUAAACCACAGAACCGAGCGAAAAGUCCAGAGCCGUUUCACAGAUCUUGGACAUCUGCUUUGGGUCACAGGGCCAGCGCGCACAGCACGCCUGUGCCUAAGCGGCGUGCCUCGCCCGGCUACCGCAAUGUGCACGCCGUGCUCGGCCGUUUAAACGCAGCUGCAGGCGGGAGAGGACAGCUACGACAGGAGUAUAAAGAGAGUGAUUUCAAGCAAUAUUGGAUGCCAGAUGACCACUGCAAAGAAUGUUACGAGUGUAGUGAAAAGUUUAACACUUUUCGUCGUCGGCAUCAUUGUCGUCUUUGUGGGCAGAUAUUCUGUUACAGGUGUUGUUAUCUGGAGAUUCCAGGAAUUAUCAUGGGCUACAAUGGAUUUUUACGAGUGUGCAUUUACUGUCACAAUGUCGUGCAGCACUACACCCAGUCAUCUGAAUUGAAUCCAGUUAGGAACCUUGAACAGCUUCAGGCUGACUUCAGCACUGAUCCAGAGCUCAGUGCCAGUAACAGCAGCAACAUGAACUUGAAUGUUUCUAAAGUCUAUCCCUUCGAUUUUGAAGAUGAUGAGAACUUCUAUGGUCAGCCAACCCUAAGAAAAAUUAGCAGCGCAAGUGGCACAGGGAUGAGUUCUUACUAUGAGAAGUUGGAACCGAAAGACAGGCCACCACCCAUGUCCGGAAGGAGACCCUUUGACGCAUUUGGAGUAUGUGCAGCAGAAGCUGAUAUGUUGAAGCAGGAUUCUUUCCGAGAACUUUGGAAUCAAAUAAUGUCCCCAAGAUCUGGAUUGGACCUACAGAGUCACAGGUUUCGUUUGAGGACUUAUCAAAAUUGUUUUGUUGGUAGUGAGUUGGUAGAUUGGUUCCUGACACAUGAAAAAACAUCCACAAGACAACAAGCAGUUAUGAUAGGACAAGGGUUACUGGAGUCUGGCUGGCUCGAACCUGUUCCAAACACUCGUGAUGGAGGAGCGGUAUUCAAAGAUGAAUACAUUCUCUACCAGCCCGGAGUUGCUGCGGGGCGUGAGAUUUCCGCCAAGAGAUCAUCUCUAUACUGGUCAGAUGCAGACAAGUGUGGCGACAAAAAUGAGCCAUUGAACGAGAGUGACGAGUUUCAGAACAUUCCGGAAAAUGUCGAUGAUGAUAAUGAUGAAAUGGUGCCGCACUGGUUCCGACAACUGGAGCAACACGGAGUGGAAUCAGCUAUUGAAGAGUUGGACGCUAGUUUCGGUAAUGAAGCACCUGGAAAAAUAAACAACCAUAAAACAGGACUAAAACUGCUGGACCUUGACUUGGUGAAUGGCGUCACUACGGAGGAGGAAGACAACGGGAUGUCACUCAAAGUUGACUUGCAUCAUUUUGGAGAGCAAGGAAAACUUAACACAACAUCUUCAGAUGCGAAUGGCGAAGCAAAAGCAUCGCAGCUUUCCCUGAUCACUGACGUUCCCCCACCCCCACUGGAACAAUAUGUGUACAAUGAAGGAUACCCAUACACUCCUUUGAGACCAAGCAACAAGAAGAAUCAAGAAGAGUUGGUGUUGAGCAGCAGCAAUACUCCGGAUGAGAUCUUCAGUGGUGCUAUGAUAGCAAGAAAGAUCGGCGUGGACCGAGCUCCAGCAUCUGAGCUGGGAGACCUCAGAGAAGACAACGGAGAGAGGUUGGCCAUGGAACGACUGAGGACUUCUCACGCGUUCCAUUUGAACAUACUGCUGGAGCAGCUACUGAAGGAUGCUGGGUUAUCAGUUGAUUGGAAAGAUACCAUACUACCCCUAGUAAAAAGAGUUAGUGAGCAGGUGACUCCCGAUGUUCGUAAAGACGAUGAUAUGAACAUAUGCGAGUAUGUGAAGUUCAAAAAGAUUCCUGGUGGAAAUAAAAGUGACUGUGAAGUGAUCAGUGGUGUUGUGUUCACCAAGAACAUCGCGAAUAAAAAGAUGGCCUCCGUGCUGAGUAAUCCUAAAAUUCUGGUCCUUAGGUGCGCUAUUGAUUAUCAGCGCAAUGAAAAUCGCCUGGCUUCUCUGGAUCCGCUUAUCCUCCAAGAAUCCGAGUUUCUCAAGAACUUCGUGGCUCGAGUGCUUUCUUUACGACCCAAUAUCCUGUUGGUGGAGAAAAGUGUUUCACGCCUGGCACAGGAAAAUCUUCUGGAAAGGGGGAUCACGCUUGUCUUGAAUGUUAAACCAAAUGUGAUUGAGCGUAUCGCGAGGUGUACCCGAGCUGAAGUUCUUCGUUCCAUGGAGCAGCUCAGUCGACCACAACUGGGCACUUGCCAGUCAUUCAGAAUACAGAGAUAUACUCUUAAGAAUGGAGAGUCCAAGACUCUUAUGUUCAUUGAAGGCUGCCCAGCUGAUCUGGGCUGUACUGUAAACCUACGAGGCGGGAACAGUUUCGCGUUGGCUAAAGUAAAGCGUAUCUUUCGACACAUGGUGUACGUUGCUUACAGCUUACGACUGGAGCAGCAUUUUCUAAUGGAUGAGUUUGCUAUGCCUCCCGACGACAGUCAUUUGUUCGAAGAGUGGGAAAUGGCGAAGAGGAAUUUCGAAAAGAGGUUUAAAGUAUGUGAAAAAGAGGUGGAUGGGAAAGAGGAUUUCAAGGAAUUUUGUUCAGAACAGAGUAAGAACUUGUCUAACACGUCUCAGCAGGACACAGUUGAGGGUAGUGAGCUGUUCAUGACUGCCUUGAAAAGCACUGUGCUAUCCAGUUCGCCGUUUCUGGAUUAUCCAAUCCCGUAUUUGCUGACGGAAGCAGGCAGAAAUAUGCCUCUGAGAUCCACGCUUCCACCAGCUAUUUACUGGUCGGCGCGGCUUACCUCAGAUCAAAGCAGCCGUUCCUUGACCGAAGAGAGACUAGAAGAGUUUGAUUUUUCAAAGCAUCCUCACCAGCGAUGUCUAAGUAAGCUAGUUUGCAAAUUAGAACCUCAUCCAUUGUUGUCAGCAUCGUUAACUAUGGAACCCGGUGGUAUAGUGUUCCAAACAUUACUGUCCGACUUUCGUGCACAGGGAGGGCAAAUUCAUUUGACGAAAAAUGGGAUGUCUGUGCGUAGGAGUCAAAGCAAAUUAUUGAAGAGUUUUACCAAGAAGACACCGAAUGAGAAGAAUACCGAACAAGGCAGGAAUCAGGGAAGGUAUGAUGAAGGAAAGCCUAAAGCCCUAGAAAAAACUGUGGAGUCAAAAGACAAGAAAGAUCCGUUCGUUCCAGCAAGUCCGCUGCAUUUUAAUCGAAAGCAAAUGGAUUGUUUGGAUCCUUAUUUCCAUCAGAGAAUUGCUGUGUUGUUCAUCAGUUACUCAAACGAAUCGAAUAAUUCACCUCGGCCGUGCAUCAGUCCGUGGGCCGUCUUUAUGGAGUUUUACGGACGAAAUGAUAUCACCCUUGGUGGAUUUCUGGAGAUAUACUGCUUCAGGCCUUCCUACAUUUGUCCCAGCCCGAACUGUGACAUACCCAUGGUGGAUCACGUCAGGUACUUCGCGCACGGGACGGGGUCCGUGUACAUUCACAUGAGGAAUCUAGAGUCACCUAUCCCAGGAUUCCAACACACCGUUCUCACAUGGAGCUGGUGCAAAGAAUGUAAACAGGUAACGCCAAUUGUACCCCUCUCCCCUGAAGCAUGGGCAUUGUCGUUUGCAAAGUAUCUGGAAUUGAGAUUUUACGCAGGAAACUACAAGCGUCGAGCGAGUGUGGAGCCAUGCGGACAUUCUCUUCACAAGGAUCAUUAUCAGUACUUCGCUUACGCUAACAUGGUAGCUUCCUUCAAGUACCGCCCCAUCAAACUGUUUGAGAUUGCCAUCCCCCCGCCACAGAUUUUUAUUCAAGAAAAAACAAGAGAUGCCAGUUUUUGGAUCGGCGACUUGCGUGCCAUGACAACAAGAGGCGACACGGUAUUCGCUGCGAUUUCUGAUCGCCUUGAGUCUCUUAAAGAUUACCCCAUUAUUUUGCCCGAGCGCCAAGCGAGGAUACAACAGCUGUUCAUAACACUCAGUGACGAGCACAAACGUUUCUUGGAACAAAUUGAAAUCGUGGAAAAGAAAGCGGCCAGUCUUCAAGAGCUAGAUAAUCCGCUGGCCAUGGAGGACGUGGGCACCUGUGAACACCUGGCUCCAGAAGAUAGACUGGCGUUAGAGUACGUCAUAGCAAGCAGCUUGAAUAGUCUCAAGAAAAUCCUAUGUGAAGCAGUUGAGAGUUGGAACAAUACGUUACAAGAAUAUGCUCAGGCUGAAAAGAAGAGAAAUAUCAAAUCUAUGACUUCUUCUUACAAGGAAGGGAGGCUGUUGUCUUCAGUGUCAAGCGAUGCAAAGUCGGUAUCCGAGCAGCUGUCAAAAUCGACUGAUCUGAUUGGUAUACGUGCGUCUGACCUCAGUGUUCCAGAUGGAAACCUUAGCCCCGCUAUCACCCCCUGGGGAUCAAGAUCACCAUCACCUCACCCCAGCCCUGACACAAACGAAGAUGAACAUGAAGUAUUGACUAGGGCAGACUUGGAGGUACUCAAUGCAACUACUGGUUUUCGACCUAUUCAAUUCCCUGAGAAUGAAACCAGCACUCCUAGAGACUCCCCCACAGCCGGUAUAUUACCCGUAGGAGGGGUGGUCAAAGGACAUUCCAUGCCUGAGUCGAAAAGGGAGACUCUAGUCUGGGUUGGUCUUGACAAAGAUGUUGAAAGGAUUGAACGACCUGCCAACGCGAUGAGGGCCUUUGUAUCCGUUACACCGAAGCGGGAGGAACCAGAAAUCUCUGUUAGAUCAAGUAGCGGAGAAGUCGAAGGUGCAGCGGCUUCCUUUGAAAACAAACAGGCUACCGCUAAGGAGCCUUCAGAAGUAAAGAUGGAAGGCCUGGAAAAUGUUCCAGUGGAUGAUAUGGAUAUCCGUGCUGAAAAUGAUCACUCUGGUGUCAAUGUGGGCGGUACGGAGAGGCCAGUGGAUGUUGAGGUGGAGAAUAAUCAGGGGGCAAAUCUUGGGGUGCCUUAUGGUAACAAGAUGGAAGUGGGCAAGGGUCCCUCUGGCGACAGUAUGGUCGAAGCAAAAGGUCCUUGUAAUGACAAGAUGUACGAAGGAACAUUGACGAGCGUUUGUGCAGAGAACUCAGGAGGAGGACAGCUAGUUGAAAAUGAACUGCACUUUGAAGGCAGUAGAACCACCUCUUGGUACUUUGCUGAAAAAGAGAGCGAGGACGAGGAAACCGAUGAAAUCUGUAAUUCAACUUAUGAAGGGAAACAAAAUGUAAGUCAUGAACAAUCUUUAACGUCUCUGGAAGAGAGAAAUGAACCUCAUGGAACUGAGACCGUAAAGCUAAAGACCACUUUCAUACGUGGUCAUCGUAGAGUGGCGUCGUCCCCCCCUUUCAUUGCUGUAUCAUCGAAGGAAAACAAGGUUGUUCCGGAGGGGAAUUCCACUUUUGCUGUAGGCUGUGUGGAGAGAAGCAGAAGUGACUCUGAUUUGAGUUCACAUGUUAAACAAGACCUCAAUGAGUCUGUGUUGUCAACUGAGAGCAACUCAGAGAAUACGAUUGAAGAUGAAACUGACGCAGGUAGGCGGGGAAAUAAAGAUAAGAGGGCCAUGAACAAAGAAGCAAAUGACUCUAAUGAUGAACGAAGCACGCACGAGGUCAGGAAAGUUAAAACGAUACCAUCAUCGUUGAACAAGAAAAGUCUUUAUAGGACCCAGUCUGUGGGGGCUUCAAACCAGCGCGGUUCACGAAAAAAGGGUGUCGUUCGUUCCUACUCUUGGGCUCUCAAUCAGCGGCAAACGACUGCUAAAAAGGCCUUUGUCUCAGAUGGAGGAGACCUGGAUGCUACGCUUGCCUCAGACGCAUCUGCUGGAACCAGUAAGCGUGGUAAAGUGAAAAAUAUCAUCUCAUCGUUUAUGUCCGGCUCUGCCUUUCAGCCUGUACCGUCCACUUUUCCAAGUCACGAACACCACCUCCUCCCCCCUGGGGAGAAAGUUCUCGUGUUUGUGAGUGAGAAAGAGACGAGCUCCAUCAUAGCUUACACACUGAGUACAAAGGAAUACAACGAACGCUUGCUUCAAAUUCAGGGGACUCUAUCAGAGAUCAAGAACGGGGCAGCCAAAGAUCACCUACAGAACAAAGGGGACGUCAGUAAAACUACGGAUUCAUCUGUCAAAAGCCAGUCACAUCUGGACAGUCAUUGUGGUACGAAGACGUACAUUAGAGUUGAUUCCAGUCCAGAGGGGGGAGAAGGUUAUGUGCAUUUAGACAUUGUAAAUACCGAAACGGGACUGGCAUUGGAAGAAGAAGGGGAGACGCCUUUUGUUGCCAAAGAAAAAUUAGAAUUCAUGAGCAAGAGUCAGGAAUUCUGCGCAGAGCCUGAGCCACAGGUAGCCCAGCAUGGUAAACACCGGAAAGUGGAGAGAGUUGUGUUUACAAAAACUAAGAACACCAGUAGUCCCAAGGACGAGGCAAAGAAGAUAGAAAAUAACGUAACGCCUGACUUUCCGGCUCAAGAUGAUAUCGGUCUUCUGCAAUUUGGCUUUCAAAGAAAAGAUGCAUAUCCUGUGGUGGAUUUUCAUGUUAAGCACCAGUUUGCUGACAGUACAUGCCGAUUUUACUGCAGUAUCUAUUACGCGGAGCAAUUCAGAUCUCUGCGAAAGAGGAUCUUUCCUGACGGCGAGGAGAAGUACAUCCGCUCCCUGCAGCAUUCAGUGUCUUGGGGAGCACUUGGAGGAAAAUCCGGCUCUGCUUUUUUCAAGUCAUUUGAUGACCGGUUUGUCAUGAAGCAGAUGUCAAGACAGGAGUUGCAAUGUUUUCUGGAAUUUGCACCUCAUUAUUUCCGCUACAUCAACAAAGCUCUGGAUGAACAGACUUUCGAUUUAAAAGGUUCCAUGAGAAGCCGGUACGUUCAGACUUCUGGGAUGAAGAACGAUGUAUUACUGGACGAGAACCUGCUUGAAAUGAUCCGCGAGUGUCCCAUAUUUAUCCGUCCGCAUUCCAAAGCCAUUCUGUCGCGUGCCAUUCACAACGACACCGAAUUCCUUGCUCAGCAGAUGGUAAUGGAUUAUUCGCUGUUGGUUGGUAUAGACGAAGCCCGGUCUGAACUGGUCACCGGAAUCAUAGAUUUUAUUCGAACAUUCACUUGGGAUAAGAAGUUGGAGAUGUACGUGAAAGCCAGCGGCAUUCUUGGGGGCCAAGGAAGAAUGCCUACGGUAGUGUCCCCUGAGUUGUACAGGACACGAUUCACUGAGGCCAUGCACAGAUACUUUCUUAUGGUCCCUGAUAAAUGGACUGGGCUCGGAAAUGACCUUGACUAAGGGAUCACUUUAGAUAAGUACCUUAUGUUUCAUCGAGGCCUUGUUCAAACGCUUCAGCGGUGAGUUAAAAAAGAUGGACCAAUCUUGAAAAUGAGCUCGUUUAUGUUACCGCUAGUGUGUCCUCAGUUUACUAUGGUGCAUGAUUCACCGAAGCCUCGCAAAGCUACUUUAUUAUGGCCCCUAGUUGAUAAACAGUCCUGUCUUACAUGAGAGACCCACUUUGCAGUUGCUCGGGUUGCUGGGGACUAAUUUGGUCGGAAGCCUGACUUAAGUCCCUUACAUUCGCUUCUAACUGUACCCUCAGUACCUUGGAUAGGUUCUGGAAUUAGAGGGUACAGCAAAUGUAGAAUUGGACCCUUUUUGCCACCGACAAUCAUUCUUAGACACGCAUACUUUCAUAUUUCAAGGAAGGGGGUAUAUUUUCUUUUAAUUAUGGCAUUUGUAUUUGAAUAUUUAAUUUAUGCUAUGAAAUGUUUGUAUAGAAUUUUUUGAAGUCGUAAAUUAUUUGGAGAAACAAUGAAUGGAGAGCAAGAUUGACAUUUUCAUAUUAAAAUAGAGAUAUUGUAAACAAUUAGUGUAUACUGGGAUAAAUGUUGAAUAGGGGUAAUGUUUAAUACUCUAAUAGUUUCUGUCAUUUAUAUUUGUGCAGUCUUGAUGACUCUAACUUUUCUUGUGACCUUUGUGACAUUUCAUUUGUUGUGACUUGUCAUCAGACUUCAGAAAUAUUGAAAAACGAUUUUUAUGAUUAAAGAGCUGAAAAGGUUUCUCAUUGAAAGAAAAUUUAAAAAAAUAAUAAUUUUGCGUUUUUGCGCAACUGAUCAUGAGUCGUCCUUCUUUCUUUGAUUUUUCUCUAUCUCUACCUUAAGUUAAAGUAAAAUCGUCAAGUCAUACUGGAGGUAACUUGUAAGUUUAUUUUAUUCACGCAAAGAUCCUUAAGAAAAAUGUUACAUUACUUGUCGUACAUUAACUAUUUCAAUGACAUCCUUGAAGUACUUAUUUCCAACUCAAAAAUAGUGUUGGUCGACUCAACACCUUUGAAGUAGGUCAAGUAUUCUAAUAUAUACAUCUCUGUAAUGAUCAACUAGAGUAACAUUUUACAAUCAAAAUAGUUCUAAAUCUUUCUGUUAGAUAAAAUUACAGGACAUUUCUUAGGAAAUUAAUUCUGAUCAUUCAAAUUGAUAACUUUUUUGUAAUUUUACUUUUAUCAAACAGCUAACAUUUUAAGGUUUGUCGUAAUUACAAACAGCUUUUGUCAUCUUAUAUAAAAGUUCUGAGAUAAAAUUAAAACCUUUCAUUUCUUAA